AAAGGGAAGUAACUUAAUUCAAUCUAAAAAUGGCGACCUUGGUGAAAGGCAUCGGUAAACUUGGUAUAGCAAUAGGAGCAGUUGCAGCCACUGCAAGUCUUGGUAUAUGGAGCGGAGACACACGGAAGAGUGAGGCAGCAUUGCAGCGGGUUAAGUCAUCAGUGCCCAGCGCUGAGCAGUAUAUUCAAAAGAUUCCCAAUCCUUCAGCAGUUGGGCGUGAUUUGUCGAAUCAAUGGAAUUCUGGGAUCCAGACAGUAUUUCAUUGGGUGAUGGACGUGCCACAGAAAACGUGUCAAGCCGUAAAAGACGCUCUGGGCAGUGGUGACAAGUGAACAAUGUGGUGUGGUCAAAGCCAUCUGUUUUAUUUAUCAUUUGCCUACAAUGUAGAAUGGCUCUUGCCAGCAGAUUUUCAAGUUUCAACAUAUUUUUUAAAGUUAAAAUAAAUGCAUUAUGGAGUUAUUUUACUUAAUAUUUUAAACCGACUCCCAACAGCAACUGGCAGUUUUUCAUUUCAACACUAUUUUGUGAUAUCAAACCAUAAGUAUUAUGGCUUUAUAGUGAUAUGGUUUAGUGGAACGUGAACAGUGAAUUUGCAUCUAUUUGAUUGAAGUAAUGAAAAUGAGUGUCUGUUAUUGAUGUCAAAAAAUAACUUAAAAGUUACCAGGUAGUGGUUCUUUUCUUUAUUUAGAAACAAUUCAUGUACCUGUAUGGAAAAUCUGAAAUAUUUUGGGAAAACAAUCUGAGUCAAAUAGUUCAUCAUAAUGUUGUAAUAAUAGAAAUUGUUUUGUUUUAUAUCAUUAAACUUUGAUCGAAG
Messenger RNA from Mya arenaria, 814 nucleotides. RefSeq lists its product as uncharacterized. Bases 30 to 332 code for a protein of 100 amino acids. The record is from RefSeq and is a predicted model, not a curated record. The transcript has 4 exons. NCBI's taxonomy places the organism in Eukaryota, Metazoa, Mollusca, Bivalvia, Myida, Myidae.